Messenger RNA from Saccharomyces eubayanus, 1710 nucleotides. It is a transcript of the gene PGM2, whose product is annotated as phosphoglucomutase PGM2. The transcript has a single exon. NCBI's taxonomy places the organism in Eukaryota, Fungi, Ascomycota, Saccharomycetes, Saccharomycetales, Saccharomycetaceae. Gene Ontology annotation, molecular function: magnesium ion binding; phosphoglucomutase activity. Gene Ontology annotation, biological process: carbohydrate metabolic process. Gene Ontology annotation, cellular component: cytosol. Bases 1 to 1710 code for a protein of 569 amino acids. The record is from RefSeq and is a predicted model, not a curated record.
AUGUCAUUCCAAAUCGAGACAGUUCCUACCAAACCUUACCAAGAUCAAAAGCCCGGUACCUCUGGGUUGCGUAAGAAGACAAAGGUCUUUAAAGAUCAACCUCAUUACACCGAGAAUUUCAUUCAGUCGGUUCUAGAUGCUAUUCCUGAAGGCUCCAAGGGUGCCACUCUUGUUGUCGGCGGUGAUGGUCGUUACUACAAUGAUGUUAUUCUUCACAAAAUUGCUGCUAUUAGUGCUGCCAACGGGGUCAAAAAGCUAGUUAUUGGCCAAAACGGUCUCUUAUCUACACCAGCCGCUUCUCACAUUAUGAGAACUUAUGAGGACAAAUGCACCGGCGGUAUUAUCUUGACUGCUUCACACAACCCAGGUGGUCCAGAAAAUGAUAUGGGUAUUAAGUACAAUUUAUCCAACGGGGGCCCAGCUCCCGAGUCUGUCACAAAUGCUAUUUGGGAAAUAUCCAAAAAGUUAACUGGCUAUAAAACUAUCAAAGAUUUCCCAGAACUAGACUUGCAGACGAUAGGCAAGGAUACGAAAUACGGUCCAUUAUUAAUCGAUAUUAUCGACAUUACAAAAGCCUAUGUUGAGUUCUUGAAGGAAAUCUUUGACUUCGACCUAAUCAAGAAGUUUAUCGAUAACCAGCGCUCUACUAAGAACUGGAAGCUACUGUUCGAUAGCAUGAAUGGUGUUACUGGCCCAUACGGAAAGGCUAUUUUCGUUGACGAAUUCGGCUUACCAGCCGAUGAAGUCCUACAAAACUGGCAUCCUUCUCCGGACUUUGGUGGUAUGCAUCCAGAUCCAAACUUGACUUAUGCUAGUUCAUUAGUGAAAAGGGUUGAUCGUGAAAAGAUUGAAUUUGGUGCUGCCUCUGAUGGUGAUGGUGAUAGAAACAUGAUCUACGGUUAUGGCCCAUCCUUUGUCUCUCCAGGUGACUCAGUGGCCAUUAUUGCUGAAUAUGCUGCUGAAAUUCCAUAUUUUGCUAAGCAAGGUAUUUACGGUUUGGCACGUUCAUUCCCUACCUCAGCAGCUAUUGAUCGUGUCGCCAAGGCUCACGGCCUAAACUGUUAUGAAGUUCCAACCGGUUGGAAGUUUUUCUGUGCUUUGUUCGAUGCCAAAAAGUUAUCCAUCUGCGGUGAAGAAUCUUUUGGUACGGGUUCUAAUCAUGUAAGAGAAAAAGAUGGUGUUUGGGCCGUCAUGGCGUGGUUGAACAUCUUGGCCAUUUACAACAAGCACCACCCAGAAAAGGAAGCUUCUAUUAAGACUAUACAAGACGAAUUUUGGGCUAAAUACGGUCGUACUUUCUUCACUCGUUAUGAUUUUGAGAAGGUAGAGAGUGAAAAAGCUAACAAGAUUGUUGACCAACUGGAAGCUUUUGUCUCCAAAUCUGGUGUGAUUAACUCCCCCUUCCCAACUGAAGAAUCCGUGAAUGUUACCGACUGUGGUGAUUUUUCGUACACAGAUUUGGACGGUUCUGUGUCCGACCAUCAAGGUUUGUAUGUCAAGCUAUCUAAUGGUGCAAGAUUCGUUCUAAGAUUGUCUGGUACAGGUUCUUCGGGCGCUACGAUUAGAUUGUACAUUGAGAAGUAUUGCGAUGAUAAAUCACAGUACCACAAAACUGCCGAAGAAUAUUUAAAGCCAAUUAUAAACUCGGUCAUUAAAUUUUUGAACUUCAAGGAAGUAUUGGGAACUGACGAACCAACUGUUCGUACCUAA